UGACGGUAGCGGAGCGUCAUCGCGGUGACGUAUGAGCUCAGGACGGACAGACAAACAGCCGCAGCCUCCACCUUACCGGAGGGUGAUCGAUCGAUCAGUCCGCUGACCGGAGGCCUCUACCGGGAUCAAACGGAGCGGGGACCCGGUCCGGUUUGGUCCGGUCCGGUUCGGUCCGGUGGUGGAGGAGGAGGAUGCGUUGCCUGGUAACAGCAGCAGGUCUGAGGAUGGAAACAGGCCGAGAGUCGCUCUGAGAGAAUCUGCAGCUUCUUCUUCUUCUCCUCUCCGGAUGAACCUGUAGUCGGAGCUCAGGGUGAAGCCGCCGUGAUGCCGUGUUCCUGUGCAGAGUGGAGGAGGUGGAUCCGCCCUCUGGUUCUGGUUCUGUACGCUCUGCUGCUGGUGGCUGUGCUGCCGCUCUGCAUCUGGGAGCUUCAGAAAGACAAGGUCGGGACUCACAGCAAAGCCUGGUUCAUCGCCGGCGUGUUCGUGUUCCUCACCAUCCCCAUCUCUCUAUGGGACAUCCUGCAGCACAUGGUCCACUACACCCAGCCAGAGCUACAGAAACCCAUCAUCAGGAUACUGUGGAUGGUUCCGAUCUACAGUCUGGACAGCUGGCUGGCUCUGCGCUACCCCAGCCUGGCCAUCUACGUGGACACCUGCAGGGAGUGCUACGAGGCCUACGUCAUCUACAACUUCCUGGUGUUCCUCCUCAACUUCCUCAGUAACCAGUAUCCCAGUCUGGUCAUGAUGCUGGAGGUGCAGCAGCAGCAGGCCCAUCUGCCCCCGCUGUGCUGCUGCCCCGCCUGGCCGAUGGGAGAGGUGCUGCUGUUCAGGUGCAAACUGGGAGUCCUACAGUACACUGUGGUCCGGCCCGUAACCACGGUGAUAGCACUCAUUUGUCAGCUGUGUGGGGUUUAUGAUGAAGCUAACUUCAGCUUCAGGAAUGCCUGGUCCUACCUGGUCAUCAUCAACAACAUCUCACAGCUGUUUGCCAUGUACUGUCUGGUUCUGCUGUAUCGAGCUCUGAAGGAGGAGUUAACUCCCAUCAGGCCUGUGGGCAAAUUCCUCUGCGUCAAACUGGUCGUGUUCGUCUCAUUCUGGCAGGCGGUGUUCAUAGCGUUCCUGGUGAAGGUGGGUGUGAUCUCGGACAAACACACCUGGGACUGGGACAGUGUGGAGGCUGUGGCCACUGGUCUGCAGGACUUCAUCAUCUGCAUAGAGAUGUUCCUGGCUGCCAUCGCUCACCAUUAUACCUUCACCUACAAGCCCUACGUACAGGAAGCAGAGGAGGGGUCGUGCUUCGACAGCUUUCUGGCCAUGUGGGAUUUUUCUGACAUCAGAGCUGAUGUCACAGAGCAGGUCCGCCAUGUUGGUCGAACGUUUCUCGGUCGACCCAACAAGAUGUACUUCGGCGCCGCUGCCCGUCCGGAACACACCGAACACACCGGCCUCCUCACCGCCUCCUCCCAGGACCCCGUCACCGCGGCGACCACCUCCAUGCCCUCCUCCCCGUCCUCCAGUGGGCGGUACCAGGGCUUAGGCCACACCCCCGCCCCCCACUCCAUCUCCGCCCCCGCAGGCUUCACGUCUCCGUCCUGGGAGGAUGACGGCGACGCCUCGCUUCCGCAGCCGACCGGCCAAUGAGGCGCUCCGAUCAAAGCAAACGUCUGGACUUCCUCCUCCAGGGUGAAACUAAAGACAGAGAGACUCAAAGACGAACUGUGGUCUGACUGAACAGAUUUAAAUGUUUGAAAUGUGUAUUUUGAUGUCAGAUGUACUUUUCAUAAGUGUUUCUGAAGUGUCCUUGGGCUCGACUUUACUCUUUGUUCUGACUCACAAUAAAGCAACACAACUCAGUUAUAACCUC
Molecule: messenger RNA, 1864 nt
Organism: Acanthochromis polyacanthus (spiny chromis)
Lineage: Eukaryota; Metazoa; Chordata; Actinopteri; Pomacentridae
Product: transmembrane protein 184C-like
Exons: 12
Coding region: 325-1641 (438 amino acids)
Biological process (GO): transport
Molecular function (GO): transporter activity
Source: RefSeq, a predicted model, not a curated record